AUGCCACGCGAGUACGAUUUUUCAGAGAAGGUCCUCUUCACAGAGGAGGAGAUCCAUGACAAUAUUCGCCGCGUCGCCCAGCGCAUCGCUGCGGACUACAAGGACAAGGGUCUGCGUGCCAUUGACAACCCGCUUGUCCUCAUCUGUGUGCUGAAGGGCAGCUUCAUGUUUACGGCUGACCUGUGCCGUGCGCUGAGCGACUUCAACGUGCCGGUGCGCAUGGAGUUUAUUUGCGUCUCAUCCUACGGCUCCGGCGUCACCUCCUCUGGCCAGGUGCGGAUGCUGCUUGACACCCGCCACAGCGUCGAGGGCCGCCACGUGAUGAUCGUGGAGGACAUCGUCGACACCGCCCUCACGCUGAGGUACUUGCACCGCACCUUCUUGGAGCGGCGGCCGGCAAGUCUGAAGACCGUUGUGCUACUCGACAAGGUUGAGGGUCGACGCCAGGCGUUUGUCCCGGACUACGUUGUGAUGACGGUGCCCAACGUCUUUGUGAUUGGCUACGGCCUCGACUACGACGACUCUUACCGCGAGCUGCGGGACAUUGUUGUGCUUCGCCCGGAGGUGCAUGAGGCGCGGGAGGCGCCGCGGAAGAAUCAGCUGCAAGAAAUGCCCACCGGCCUCAUCAACAGAGACACCGAGUGCGAGUUUCUAAGCAAAUACUGA
Molecule: messenger RNA, 666 nt
Organism: Trypanosoma conorhini
Lineage: Eukaryota; Euglenozoa; Kinetoplastea; Trypanosomatida; Trypanosomatidae
Product: hypoxanthine-guanine phosphoribosyltransferase
Exons: 1
Coding region: 1-666 (221 amino acids)
Biological process (GO): purine ribonucleoside salvage; guanine salvage; hypoxanthine metabolic process
Molecular function (GO): magnesium ion binding; hypoxanthine phosphoribosyltransferase activity
Source: RefSeq, a predicted model, not a curated record